UGAACAAGUGGAGGGGGUGAAAAACAAGCGAGGAGGACUGGAGGUGGAGUCGUGUUCACAGGGAGGAAAACCCAGCAGAAGAGCAGGGGGGAAAAAAGAGAAACACCACCAGACACAACAACAUCGGGGGGAGGACGGUGGAUUAACUGUGCCAACUGAGGCAAUUCAAAUUAAGAGAAGCACCGCUUUGAAGAAGGGAGAACAAGAUGAUAACGCCCUAUUUCCUGGAAAAUUUCUGGGGCGAUAAAAACAAUGGAUUUGAUGUACUCUACCACAACAUGAAACAUGGCCAGAUCUCCAGCAAGGAGCUUUCAGACUUCAUCAGAGAAAGAGCCACCAUAGAAGAGGCGUAUUCAAGAUCAAUGACCAAACUGGCCAAGACUGCCAGCAACUGCUCUCAGCUAGGGACGUUUGCGCCGGUGUGGGAUGUGUUUAAACAGUCCACCGAAAAACUGGCAGCGUGUCACAUGGAGCUGGUCCGCAAACUUCAAGAGCUCAUCAAGGAAGUCCAGAAAUAUGUGGAGGAACAAGCCAAAAAUCAUAAGAAGACAAAGGAGGAGGUGGCAUCCACGCUGGAGGCUGUGCAGAAUAUUCAGAGUGUGUCGCAGGCCUUACAGAAGAGCAAAGAGAACUACGUCAACAAGACACUAGAGCAAGAACGCAUGCGCAAAGAGGGGGCCACACAGAGAGACCUGGACAAGGCUGGACUGAAGGUCAAGAAAGCCACAGAGACCUACAAGUCGUAUGUGGAGAAAUAUGCCAAUGCAAAGACAGAAUUCGAGCAGAGAAUGACAGAAACCGCACAGAAGUUCCAGGGCAUUGAAGAGGAACAUGUUCUGCGCAUGCAGGAGAUUAUCCAUUCAUACUGUCAGUCUGUGGAAGAGACACACAUACAGAUAGGAGAGGUCCAAGAAGAGUUUGUGAAAAACAUGGAGAACACUUCCGUUGAGAGCCUCAUACAGAAACUGGCAGAAAGCAAAGGAACAGGCAAAGAGAGACCAGGGCCCAUUGAAUUUGAGGAAUGUAAUGUUUCAAUCGCCACAGAAGGUGCAAACCCAGAAAAAGGAAAACCUUUGCCAUACCAGGCCGACGGAGAGAUAAAGACACAGAUUCCAC
This is a messenger RNA of Carassius auratus (goldfish), 1116 nucleotides long. RefSeq names its product F-BAR domain only protein 2-like. Gene Ontology annotation, cellular component: clathrin-coated vesicle; clathrin-coated pit; plasma membrane. The transcript has 10 exons. The annotation marks the transcript as partial. The record is from RefSeq and is a predicted model, not a curated record. Gene Ontology annotation, biological process: clathrin-dependent endocytosis; synaptic vesicle endocytosis; clathrin coat assembly. NCBI's taxonomy places the organism in Eukaryota, Metazoa, Chordata, Actinopteri, Cypriniformes, Cyprinidae.